AUUUUUUUUGGAGAAUCUCCAUAGACCGUUAGAAUAAGCAGAGUUUUUGGAGAAUCUCCAUAGAUAGUUAGAAGAAGCAGAUUUUUUUUUGGAGAAUCUCCAUAGACCGUUAGAAUAAGAAGAUUUUUUUUUUUUUUUGCAAACAUCCUUGGAAGCCAGCGCGGCGUUUGCAACGUUCUCUCACCUGGUGCGUGGAUCCCUUAAAACGCGUGCAUCACCUUUGCAAAAAGGGAAGGAUCGCCCUGAAUCGAAUAAAUCGGAACAUCUGCAAAAACCCUUCCCCACCAGGACGAAGAAACGGAGCCCCUCCAGAUUUAAACCUCCCGCCCCACACACACCUGACUCCGUUUAGGAUGCCGUGCAAGCUUGCGCCUUUGGGGAACUCGGAAAGCAACGCCUCCUUUCCGGCUCGGCAGCGCCUCCGCCUUCUCUCGAGAGUCAAGUUUCUGUUUCUUUUCCCUUCCAUCCGAGCGAAAGGCCCGCCAUCUCCAGCUUCGUUUCGCGGGAGGGAAGAAAUCCUCUUCGAUCCCAGAAAGAGAAGCCUGGUGCUUUCGGAUUCCUGGAGACCGAGGAGCCCCCGAAGGAUCGCGCGCAUCUCCUUAAUUCACGGCUCCUUGCAAAACCGAAGCCGCUUGGAAGGAUCCUUUGCGAGGGGAUUGGUGGGCUUGGAUCCUCCCUGCUGGUGAAGUGUGUUUUAUACUCCGAAAAAUACAGUAGGUCCAUCAGAUCUUUGUACAGUUGGUGAUAAGUCAAGGACUAGCUUCAUACAAAAAGGACUCAAUAAACAGCCUGGUGGCGCGGCAGACUAAAGCACUGUUAUUAACAUCAGCUGCCUGCAAUUACUGCAAGUUCGAAUCUCACCAGGCUCAAGGUUGACUCAGCCUUCCAUCCUUUCUAAGCUGAGCUUCUACCAUGGACAUCCAGGAGGUGGACCUCAGAGAGAUGGCUUCUGUCAUCCAGUCGAAAGUCGUUGUGGAGGUGUCCUCUCAAGUCCAGUCACUCCUGGAUUCUCUAGAAACCACCACGCUGGACAUCGCAGUGACGGGCGAAGGUGGGGCUGGCAAGUCCACCUUCAUCAAUGCCAUGUUGGGGAUCAGUGAUGACGACUUCCGUGCGGCCAAAACCGGCGUGGUUGAGACUACCGCUUCACCCACCCCUUAUCAUCACCCUCAUCUGCCCCGUGUUCGGCUUUGGGAUCUGCCAGGCAUUGGUACCCCUGCCCUCCAAGCCCGAAAAUAUCUGCAGUUGGUGAGAUUUGAGAGAUACGAUUUCUUCAUUAUCGUCACAUCCGAGCGUUUUCGAGAGAAUCACGCUGAGCUGGCUAAGGCUGUGGCUGCCAUGGGCAAACGCUUCUACUUUGUCCGUUCCAAAGUAGACCAGGAUCUGCAGGCUUCCCAACAACGAAGGCCAACCUUGUUCCAGGAAGAUCAAGUGCUGCAGCAAAUAGAGGCAGACUGUUCCCGCCAGCUGAAGAAGGAAGGUCUGGAGAACCCCAAAGUCUUUUUGAUCUCCAGCUUCCAUUUGCAUAGAUUUGAUUUCUACCGCUUGCAGGAUACUCUGGCUGAGGAGCUGGAAGGUCACAAGAGACACACCCUACUGCUUUCCUUCCCAUCCGUCACCGCCGCAGCUGUGCAGAAGAAGAAGAGUUCGCUGCGCCAGCACAUCUGGAAGACGGCGCUGCUGGCGUGUAUCAUUUCAGCCCUGCCUGGCCAUCCGUUCCACCUCAACGUCCCCGUGCUCGUCAAUACUCUCAAGAACUACCAGCAGCAUUUCGGCUUGGAUGAUGCGUCUUUGGAGACCUUGGCCGCCGCGGUCUCAAAGCCCUCUUGCGAAUUGAAAAACCAAGUGCGUUCGACCUUCGUGAGAGACCUUUCGGGGGAUGCUGUCCAGGGGUUUUUGAGGCAAGCUGCAAUCUGCGGGCAGGUGAUGGUCACGGUGCUGAAGAGCAAAGUGCCCGUUUUCAACAACUUGGUGGCAGGGGCUGUCUCGUUUGUGGCGGCCUAUUAUUUGCUGCACACAGCUCUGGAUAGCUUUGCAGAAGAUGCUCAGCGGGUCUUGGAAAGAGCGUACGGCUUGGAGACAGAGGUCCAGGGCUCCUUGAGCUAUCCUUCACCGGGCUUCAUCUGUGAAUGAAGAUGAUCAAGAGCGCCACCCAAAAUUGCUUGGAGAUGGACAAGUGUGCGUUUUCUCCCUCUCUUGUAUCAGUGUCGCUUCUUGUUUUCUCCAAUUGGUCAAACCGGCCAGGAGAACCUAGCCAGGGUUGCUGUCUGCUGCCUUAUCCUAUGAAGAGAACCCCUCUGCCCCCCCCCCCAAAGGUUAUUGAGAUAAGUCUUCAAAGGGUGACAUUACAUAAUGGGAAGAUUCUUUGCAUUUCUUUAGAUGCAGCAGAUUGGGUGAUUGGGAGGCGUUUUACUGUUUUUCAUAUAAUAAAUUGGUUCUUGGAAUCUUUUAUAUAGCAGCAAUCUUUUUGAAAUGAUAAAUGCUCUGAAAUCUC
Molecule: messenger RNA, 2494 nt
Organism: Pantherophis guttatus
Lineage: Eukaryota; Metazoa; Chordata; Lepidosauria; Squamata; Colubridae
Product: interferon-inducible GTPase 5-like
Cellular component (GO): membrane
Molecular function (GO): GTP binding; GTPase activity
Source: RefSeq, a predicted model, not a curated record